AUGACUCCGACUGUGGUUUCCCUGAGAUUAGACCGAUUCUCCUCCUGCUGCUCAACCAGCUCGGUCUGACCUGACUUUAACCGCUUUCUGAUCGCUGGUCAAUGAAAACCCCGGAUCCUUAGCCCUAUCCUUUGCUGGCUGGUUGCCCCACAGGGACUACUCUUUGCUCUUUGCUUUAGUGUUGGAUGGGGGACUCAUCCAAUGAACACCCCUAUCUUAAAUCAUUCAUGUGCUAACAAGGGGGAAAAUUUUUACAGAUAGUGAAACUUUAGUGGGGAGAGAGAGAGAGAGAGAGGGGGGAAGAAAUGGCUGGAGGAUUUGUGGCUGGAGGAGUAUCUGAAAGGGCUCAUCUUUAUGAGCAUAAGAUAACUGGAUAUUUCAUCUUUGCUUGCAUUGUUGCAGCUCUUGGAGGCUCUCUCUUUGGCUAUGACCUUGGUGUUUCAGGUGGAGUGACUUCCAUGGAUGAUUUCUUGAUAGAGUUCUUCCCAAAAGUGUAUCAUAGGAAGCAACUACAUCUUAAAGAGACAGAUUACUGUAAAUAUGACAAUCAGAUUCUCACUCUCUUUACUUCCUCCCUAUACUUUGCUGGUCUUGUUUCUACUUUUGGUGCCUCAUAUGUUACCAGAAACAAAGGCAGGCGAGGUAGCAUCAUCGUUGGAUCAAUCAGCUUCUUCUUAGGAGCAGUACUAAAUGCAGCUGCGGUUAACAUCGCCAUGUUGAUCUUAGGAAGAAUCUUUCUUGGAGUUGGCAUUGGAUUUGGCAAUCAAGCAGUUCCUUUGUACCUAUCAGAAAUGGCUCCUGCGAAAAUUCGAGGAGCAGUUAACCAACUAUUUCAGUUGACAACCUGCUUAGGAAUCCUAGUAGCAAACUUAAUAAACUAUGGAACUGAAAAAAUCCAUCCAUGGGGCUGGAGAUUGUCACUUGGUUUGGCUACAGUACCAGCAACUUUUAUGUUCAUUGGGGGAAUCUUCCUUCCGGAGACCCCAAAUAGUCUUGUGGAGCAAGGCAAAUUAGAUGAAGGAAGAAAAGUACUUGAGAAAGUUAGAGGAACCACAAAAGUUGAUGCCGAGUUUGCUGAUUUGAUUGAUGCCAGCAAUGCAGCUCGAACCAUAAAAAACCCUUUUAGAAAUCUCCUCCAAAGGAAAAACCGUCCACAGUUGGUUCUUGGGGCUCUGGGAAUUCCUGCUUUCCAACAGCUCACCGGCAUGAACUCCAUACUAUUCUACGCUCCUGUUAUAUUUCAGAGCUUAGGUUUUGGUUCAGGGGCAUCUCUAUAUUCGUCUGUGAUUACCAGUGUAGCCCUUGUUGUUGCCACAUUCAUUUCGAUGGGAUUCGUUGACAAGUUUGGCAGAAGAGCUUUCUUCUUGGAAGCUGGUUGUGAAAUGAUAUGCUGCUUGAUUGCUGUGGCCAUAACUCUAGCUCUGAAAUUCGGACAAGGAGAGACUCUACCCAAGGGAAUUGGAAUUUUCCUUGUCAUUCUGACCUUUCAAUUUGUUUUGUGUUACGGAAGGUCCUGGGGCCCUCUGGGGUGGCUAGUUCCGAGUGAGCUCUUCCCCUUGGAAACAAGAUCAGCUGGGCAAAGUGUGGUGGUGUGUGUCAACCUAUUCUUCACGGCUCUUAUAGCACAGUGUUUCCUAGUAUCUCUAUGCCAUCUUCAAUAUGGGAUCUUUCUACUCUUUGCUGGCUUGAUAUUCAUCAUGAGCAGCUUCAUCUAUUUCCUCUUGCCCGAAACAAAGCAAGUUCCUAUUGAAGAGAUUUAUCUUUUGUUCCAAAAUCACUGGUUUUGGAAAAGAUAUGUAAACGGUGGAGAGCAAGUUGAACAACUUUUGUAAAAAGAUGUCCUAUUAUGCUUUAUUUCUUUUGUAAUUCAUAAAAAUAUUUAUGAAAGAAAGAAGCUUACCAUUGAAAUCUGCUUUGUAGUGGUGCGGAACAACUUUCAAUUACAAAUGAGACCAAAACAGGGGACGACAUUAGUUAGAGAAAUAUAUGUAUGCUUUUUUAAGAGACUAUUAGUUGAUGCCAAGUUACAUGAA
Molecule: messenger RNA, 2033 nt
Organism: Humulus lupulus (European hop)
Lineage: Eukaryota; Viridiplantae; Streptophyta; Magnoliopsida; Rosales; Cannabaceae
Product: sugar transport protein 14-like
Exons: 4
Coding region: 306-1832 (508 amino acids)
Biological process (GO): monosaccharide transmembrane transport
Cellular component (GO): membrane
Molecular function (GO): monosaccharide transmembrane transporter activity
Source: RefSeq, a predicted model, not a curated record